AUGGCGCCUGCUGUACCUGGGCGGCUGCACAGCGCCUCCCCCACCUCGACUGUGGACUACAUCGACAUCGAGCAUAAGCAGAACGAGCUGCGCCACGCGGUGGAGCACCAUGUGCAGUCCCUGGAGCGCUCUCUCGCCUUGCGUGAGGAGGAAGUGGCUACCCUGUCGUCGCGGCUGCGCAAGCUCGAGGAGGACUACCAGUUCAACUACAACCUCAUAGCGGAGCGGGAUGCUGCGCUGGAGGAGGCGUCGGGGCAGCUACAGCGGCUCUACCGCGAACUGAAGCGCCUGACAGAGGAGUCGACGCGCAUGGAGAAGAUAAUCGACACGGCAGAGAAUGAUAUAAAGGCGGCUCGGCAGCGUGUGCGCGAAGUGGAAGAGGAGCGCGAUGCUGCGGUGCGGCAGGUGCAGAAGGACUACAUCAUAAAGGAGCGCUACUUGACGGAGGCCGUGCGCGCGAAGGAGGCGGCGCUCGAGAAGGAGCAGGCGGAUCAGCACGCGUGGUACAAGGAGCGAGCCAAGGCGUUGGAGGAGGAGCGUGCGGCCAUGUCUGAUUGCAGUGCUUUGGUGUCCAUGGAGACGGAGGAACGCUUCAAGCAGCAGGUUACCCGACUACAGUCUGAGGUGGCAGGGCUGCAGCAGGCGCUGAAGGACGCUCGCCAGCAGAAGGCAGACGCCGAAAAGCGUGCUAUGGCAACGGAGGAGGCGAACGCCGCCCUCGCGCACGAGUCUGCCGUGGCCCAGCAGCGUCACGAGGCUCUUGCACAGGAGGCGGCACUCGCCAAGAGGAACUUGGAGGAUCGACUUGUGCGAGUUGUCGGCGACGCUGAGAAGCGUGUCCUCGCAGCAGAGGCGACUGCGCGUGAGGAAGCGGGCCGCGCCUCGCGCGCGGAGCUAGAGCGCACUCGUCUCCAGUCAAUGCUGGCAGAGGUUCAGGAGCGCUUGCAGUACCUAACGACGCGCUACGACGAGGACGUCGCCCGCUUCACAAAGGAGCGGCAGCAGCUCCUCAAGAGCAGCGAUGAGGCGAUGGCAGCCACCACCUCAGCAGAGCAGGCGUUACACGACACGAAGCGGGAGCUGGAGCAGCAGCGCCGCCUGUCCGCGGAGGAGGCGACACGUCUGCGACGCGAGAUCGAGCGCGCGCAGGAGACGUCCGAGGCGACCCACCAGGAGCUCGUGACCGUGAAAGAAAGCUGUCACAAAUGGAAGGCGCAGGCGCAGCACCUUGAGGCCGAGGCGCAUCGCUGGAAGACGGAGGAGAGCAAGACGGCGGCCAGUGGGCGGCUGGAGUGCACCGCAUUGGAGGAGAAGUGCCGGCAGGCCGAGCUUCGGGUGCAGCUCCUCCAGGAGGAGGCCCAGCAGACAAAGAAAGCUCGGCAAGGCGCGGUGGAGCAGGCGCAGGCCGAGGCAAUGCGGCUCACGCGCGAGCUUCACGCCAGCGAGGCGGCGCGUCGCGCUCUGGAGGAUCAGUUUCACCUGCAGGAAGACUUCAGGGAGGGACGAGAGGGGCUGCAGAUGCUGCGCAUGGAGAAGGAGCAGCUGCAGAAGCGCGUGGCGGAGCUCGAGCACACCAACGCAGAAGUACGGCUGCAAGUGGCCAACUUCGCUGCUGAGCUGCAGAACGACCCGGUCAUCAAGGCUGCCAAGGAGACGCAGCAGCGCGCUGUAGCGCUGCAGCAGGAGUUGGAACAGGCCAAGGCGGAGGUGCAGCUGCUGCAGGACUCGCUGAGGGACAAGGAGGAGGAGCUGGUGCGACUGCAAACUGAACUGUUGCGCGUGCAGGUGCUCGUCACCAGCGACGAAGCAGAGUCGCCUCCUCUGGACAUGCAGACCCGCCUCGCCGCUGGCGCUGCCAACCUCAGCGACCGCGUCUCGCUGGCGCUGCAGCGGCAGCAGCAGCAGAUGCGCUCAGAGUACAGCCGCAUGCGCGAGUCAUACGAGGAGAUGGUGCGCGAGCUGGACCGACAGCGACGUCGUCGGCGCAGGCCGGCGCGACGUUCGCGCACUGCAUCAGCGGCCUCCUCGUCCUCGACGAACUCUUCGUCGACUCGGGAAGCCGAGCUCCCGGGGCGACAUCGCAAGCGAGGGGGUGAGGAGCCGCCGGUCGCCGCCGGCGCCUCCGUUCCGCCAGCACUUCCCGACUCCAGGACGACACACCUCCUGCAGGAGUCGGAGGUGUGGCGCCAGCGAUGCGUGCAGCUGGAGCAGCAGCUGCUCACCGUGCUGCGUGAGCGCGAUCGCCUAAAGAAGGAGCUGCAGCUGGCCAAACAGGACGCCGUGGCCCUCGGUGCCGAGAAGGCUUCUCUGGUGGACCUUAACUCGCUUCUGAAGGCGCAACUGCGGGAGGCGUAUCGGCUGCGUGCCGGCGACACUAACGUUCGUCUGGCGCGAGGACCCACGACGGCCACCCCCGCCGCCAGUGGAUCGGGGGUACGCAUCUCUCCUGAACUUUUGGCGGCGGCUCUCCAGGCGUUGGAGGACGGUGCUGCUGCAGGUUGCGACACAGCGGGCAGGCCUCGCGCGCGGAGUGCGGCGGGCGCGGAGGCAACCACGACGCGGCACCGCUCACGCACCGACGAGGCAUCAGCACUGAAGGAGUCGCCCGUUGUGCACUCCACGCGCGGCUAUUCUGCACCAUCGCUCUCGCCCGUCACUUCGCAAUCCAUCUCAGCGCAGCAGGCGCAGGAGCGGUUGACCACGCUGGAGCACGAAAUAGAGGCAGUUCGUGAGCGGCUCGCUACCGCCUCUAGCACGGCGCAGCAGCAGCGCCAACACGGUCAGGCGGUGGUUCGCCGUGGCAGCGCGGCUGUGCGGCAUUACGGUCUCGGUGACUGA
Molecule: messenger RNA, 2838 nt
Organism: Leishmania mexicana MHOM/GT/2001/U1103
Lineage: Eukaryota; Euglenozoa; Kinetoplastea; Trypanosomatida; Trypanosomatidae
Exons: 1
Coding region: 1-2838 (945 amino acids)
Source: RefSeq, a predicted model, not a curated record